ACUGUAUUAUGUGUUCUCUUCCUUUUGAAAGCUUGAUUAGCAAAUUCUCGGUAUAUUAAAUUCUUUCUUUUUAUUUUAGGAAGGAUCUGUAAAUGUAUAACAAAACACAUGGCAGACUUAAAGUUUACAGAUGCAAGAUUUGAUCCAGGGUCUGAGAAUGAUAAGCUUAGCCUUCCAAGUCCUCCAGCACCCGUUUUGGGAUUUUCAUUUUCUAGAACAUCAUCUACAGGAUCUAUAGAUCUUUUGACUUCAUCUUCGGCACAUAAUACUGAUGAUGAAGACAGUGAUCAAAAAUCAACUUUAAGUUAUAAGGAAAGGCGGCGUGAAGCUCAUACUCAAGCUGAACAGAAGAGACGUGAUGCAAUUAAGAGAGGUUAUGAAGAUUUGCAGUCACUUGUUCCUACUUGUCAGCAACAGGACAGCAUUAGUAGUUAUAAAUUAAGCAAAGCAACUAUUCUCCAGAGAUCAAUUGAUUAUAUUCAAUUCCUUCUGCAGCAGAAGAAAAAGCAAGAAGAUGAACUUAAUGCUUUAAGAAAAGAAGUUAUUGCCUUACAAAUCAUGAAAGCGAACUAUGAAACUAUCGUAAAGGUUCAUCAAAGCCAACCAGGACAAAAUUCUAAUAAAGUUAGCGAUGAGAUGAAAUUUCAAGUGUUUCAAGCAAUAUGUGAUUCCUUGUUUCAAUCAUUUAAUUCAUCUAUAUCUGUUGCAAAUUUUGGAGAAUUGUCUGCUUGUGUCUUUAGCUGGCUUGAAGAAUACUGCAAACCACAAACCCUGCAGGAAAUGAUAGUGUCACUAUUGUGCCAAUUGAACAGCCAACUCAAUAGAUAAAACAACUGCAUUUUGAAUUUAUUGUGAUAUUUGACCUAAAUUUUUCAUUUUAAUAUGCUCCGACUAUUGUACAAAACCAGUAUGUUUACAUGCUAAUGACAUGAUUUUAAUUAAAGUUGUAUAUUGUAUAAAUAAAGUUGCUUCUCUUUUCCUGUG
Molecule: messenger RNA, 984 nt
Organism: Stegodyphus dumicola
Lineage: Eukaryota; Metazoa; Arthropoda; Arachnida; Araneae; Eresidae
Gene: bigmax
Product: helix-loop-helix-leucine zipper transcription factor bigmax
Biological process (GO): regulation of transcription by RNA polymerase II
Cellular component (GO): nucleus
Molecular function (GO): protein dimerization activity; RNA polymerase II cis-regulatory region sequence-specific DNA binding; DNA-binding transcription factor activity, RNA polymerase II-specific
Source: RefSeq, a predicted model, not a curated record